Messenger RNA from Acanthosepion pharaonis, 1284 nucleotides. The record is from the annotation of a GenBank genome assembly. NCBI's taxonomy places the organism in Eukaryota, Metazoa, Mollusca, Cephalopoda, Sepiida, Sepiidae.
AUGCCAACAUGGCUUCUGUUCAUAUCUAUCUAUCUAUCUAUCUAUCUAUCUCAGUUCGUUUCAUAUCUACCUCAUUCUGUUCAUAUCUAUCUAUCUUUCUAUUCAUCUAUCUAUCUAUCUGUUGAGACGUUAAACACUUCUGUUUCCCCCACUUUCUUUCUUUCUUUCUUUCUUUCUUUCUUUCUUUCUUUCUUACUUUCUUUCUCUUUCAGUGGAGACAAGACGUUAAACACUUCUGUUUUCCCCCUUUCUUUCUUUCUUUCUUUCUUUCUUUCUUUCUUUCUUUCCUUCUUUCUUUCUUUCUUUCUCACUAAACCAAGCAGUAAGACGUUAAACACUUCUGUUUCCCCCUUUCUUUCUUUCUUUCUUUCUUUCUUUCUUUCUUUCUUUCUUUCUUUCUUUCUCACUAAACCAAGCAGAGACGUUAAACACUUCUGUUUCCCCCACUUUCUUUCUUUCUUUCUUUCUUUCUUUCUUUCUUUCUUUCUUUCUUUCUUUCUCACUAAACCAAGCAAAGACGUUAAACACUUCUGUUUCCCCCCUUUCUUUCUUUCUUUCUUUCUUUCUUUUCUUUCUUUCUUUCUUUCUUUUCUCACUAAACCAAGCAGUGUAACUAAUAUGCCUUUUCUUUCUUCCGACUCGAUCAAAAGGAAUAGUCUGCUAUUUAUGAGAUAUUGGCAGGAGACGUUAAACACUUCUGUUUUUUCCCCUUUUCUUUCUUUUCUUUCUUUCUUUCUUUCUUUCUUUCUUUCUUUCUUUCUUUCUUUCUUUCUCACUAAAAACCAAGCAAAAGACGUUAAACACUUCUGUUUUCUUUCCUUUCUUUCUUUCUUUCUUUCUUUAACUAAUAUGCUUUCUUUCUUCCGACUCUUUCUUUCCGUUCACUUUCUUUCUUUCUUUCUCACUAAACCAAGCAAACCAAAAGACGUUAAACACUUCUGUUUCCCCCUUUUCUUUCUUUCUUUCUUUCUUUUUUCUUUCUUUCUUUCUUUCUUUCUUUCUUUCUCACUAAACCAAGCACCUCAAACGCAAAAUCAGCAACUCUUCCGUCGCUUUGGGCAAAAGCAAGACAAGGCACUGAAAAUUACCUCAUCCGGACAUACAUAUCAACGUCAAGGCUCAAAGUAUUUCUUUCUUUCUUUCUUUCUUUCUUUCUUUCUUUCUUUCUUUCUUUCUUUCUUUCAUUCAUUCAUUCAUUCUUUCUUUCUUUCUUUCUUUCUGGUUUUACUUCUUUCUUUCCUAAACUCUCCUCUUCCUUCUUUAUUUCUUUCAUUCUUUCUUUAG